UGUUGCCGGCCUCGCCCGGCGCAAGAAUUGUCAGGCGACGUGGCGGAGAUGAUGGAGUAUCGUGGGCAGUGCAAAUAAAACGACGUUAUUAUCACGAGUUCCCGAUGUCAGCCAGCGAGGCGCAAUAAAGCGGGCAUUGUUCCGCGUAUUGGACUCCCCGGAGCCCCGGGCAUUUCAACGUCGCUUCGAUUCCGCCGCGCUGUCACGCGUGGCACGACGUCGCGAGGUCGCAACAUGGGUCUGUGCAAGUGCCCGAAGAGAAGAGUAACGAAUCAAUUUUGUUUUGAGCACCGGGUCAAUGUGUGCGAGCACUGCAUGGUCACGAGCCACCCAAAGUGUAUAGUGCAGUCGUAUUUACUGUGGCUCCACGACCACGAUUACAAUCCAAUAUGCACGCUGUGCUCGGACAAGCUGAGCGACGGCGAUUGUAUAAGGUUAACCUGCUAUCACAUGUAUCACUGGGUCUGCUUGGACCGAUACGCCAGGGAUCUGCCGGCCACUACCGCCCCGGCGGGCUACACCUGCCCCACGUGUAGAGUGUGCAUCUUUCCACAGCCCAAGUUGGUGUCGCCGGUCGCGGAUGUUCUGAGAGAGAAAUUGGCCACCGUUAACUGGGCUCGAGCUGGCCUUGGCUUACCACUGCUAAGCGACGACAGGGAACAGAAGCCAGAACACGAACGCUCUCCGAUGACCGUGGAGAACUCGCUGUACCAAAAUCAUACAGCGGCUAUACCGUCGUCACCCACAGUGGCUGUGUCGCGUACGAGCAGCACCAUAAAUUCAAAUUCCAUCGUCAGCAACGUACACGCAAACAGUCAGAAGCUUGGCCCACCUUAUUCGGUCGUCAACAUCGACUCGUCUCUAGGAUUAUCCACUCCGGCGUCCAGAAAAGUAUGCGAAGCCUAUGACGACCCGAAGGACGUGUCUUUCGAUCACGACGAGAACAAAUACCAACGCAAGUCGGCCGUAGAGUGGUUCCGGAGGUGGUGGAAGCUGAUAUCGAGGGCACCGGUGCGACGGAAAACCGCCGGAUCUCUGUACAAGAGAUACGCGGUGUUGUCCAUUGUCGGUAUAUUGCUCUUCGUUGCAAUUAUCUUGUUCUUUUCGUGGCUCGGCAGAAUGGCGACGGAUGGCGAUCCGAGUUUCGACGUGAUAGCGAAUCCCAAUCUGAAAUUCGGCGAGAAGUCUGUCAUUUAAUACAUCGUGCGACACAAGUGGUAAUAAUACUCGGUCCGGUCCGUCGGCGGAGACGGCUACGAUAAUCUCUGGUAACGCGAAGGGACGUGGCAAUCGCGAGUAUAUACUGAAAUGCAAUUGCGAUAUGUGAGAAAGCACAAUUUUGUGGGACAGUAGAACAUAUCUACUAUAUAAGCUAGCGUAACGUUUGUUAAUUUUUAUGUAAAUUAUAUAUAUAUAUCACAUCGAAGUUGUACAUUUAAAUCUGUAAAGGCUUGUCGAUUUAUAAUCUAUGAAACCAUUGUAUGAAAA
Molecule: messenger RNA, 1488 nt
Organism: Vollenhovia emeryi
Lineage: Eukaryota; Metazoa; Arthropoda; Insecta; Hymenoptera; Formicidae
Product: zinc finger protein-like 1
Exons: 3
Coding region: 235-1197 (320 amino acids)
Cellular component (GO): Golgi apparatus
Source: RefSeq, a predicted model, not a curated record